AUGGGUUCGAAGCUUGAGAAAGCGUUUGCACUGCUGAUGUGCAACGAGACAGAGAAGGUAGUCUUAGCAACUUACCAACUGGAGGGAGUUGCGAACACUUGGUGGAUGACUACUCUAGAAACAAUCUUUCCAGAAGGCGUGACUCAAGAGUGGAACACUUUCCUUGAAGCCUUCAAUGAUAAGUACUUCUCUGAGACUGCCAGAGAGGUGAAGAUGGCUGAAUUUCAACGUCUUCGCCAAGGUUCCCUAUAUGUUGAUGAGUAUAAGGCAAAGUUCGCUGAACUUUCACGAUAUGCCCCCGAGUUAAUUGAGAACCCUGUGAACCGAGCGAGAAGGUUCAAAGAUGGUUUCAAACCAAACAUGAGAAGCGCCUUAGUCCUUCUGAAUCUGAAGACUUGCAAUGAUCUAUAUCGGCGGGCCCAGAAAAUUGAGAAGGAUCAAAAUGAUAGAGCUGCCUCAUCUGGAUCGAGGUUUAACUCUCAGCAAGAAAGUAUUCGCCUGGGGAAAAGACCCAUGCCUGGAGGUAAAUCCCAUGCUCCACCCUUCAAGAUGAGUGGAUUCAGUAGGCCAAUACCCAGUAGUGUUGGUGCAUGUCGCUUGUGUGGAAGGCGACACGGGACAGCUCCGUGCCCCACCAAGUCAGGAGCGUGUUUCAAAUGUGGCCAACAGGAUCACGUCGCAAGGAACUGUCCGAGGAAGCAAAGAGGACAACCUCAAUUGCCAUCGCCACCACCGAUGAGACAGAUCAUAGGGUAUGCCCCUCAGAAUGCACCGUAG
Molecule: messenger RNA, 777 nt
Organism: Eucalyptus grandis
Lineage: Eukaryota; Viridiplantae; Streptophyta; Magnoliopsida; Myrtales; Myrtaceae
Exons: 1
Coding region: 1-777 (258 amino acids)
Molecular function (GO): zinc ion binding; nucleic acid binding
Source: RefSeq, a predicted model, not a curated record